This is a messenger RNA of Labeo rohita (rohu), 2967 nucleotides long. Its product is annotated as zinc finger protein 91. The transcript is spliced from 3 exons. Gene Ontology annotation, molecular function: DNA-binding transcription factor activity, RNA polymerase II-specific; RNA polymerase II cis-regulatory region sequence-specific DNA binding. NCBI's taxonomy places the organism in Eukaryota, Metazoa, Chordata, Actinopteri, Cypriniformes, Cyprinidae. The record is from RefSeq and is a predicted model, not a curated record. Gene Ontology annotation, biological process: regulation of DNA-templated transcription. The coding region runs from base 16 to 2403 and encodes 795 amino acids.
AAUCUCAAUCUUCAUAUGAGGAUCCACACUGGAGAGAAACCGUUCACAUGUGAUCAGUGCGGGAAGAGUUUCACCUCAUCAGCACACCUUAAGAAACACAUAAACAUCCACACUGGAGAGAAACCACAUACAUGUGAUCAAUGUGGAAAAUCAUUUUUGUGGGCUGCAAGCCUGAAAGAUCACUUGACAGUUCAUUCAGAGGAGAAACCAUAUUCAUGUUCUUUAUGUGGAAAGAGUUUUUCACGGCUGAUUCAUUUAAAACUACAUCAGAAAAUACACUCUGGUGAAAAAGCUUAUAUGUGCUUUGAGUGCGAGAAGACUUUUAUUACAGCUCAACAAUUGAAACAGCACCAGAGGGUCCACACUGGAGAGAAACCCUACAUGUGUUCAUACUGUGACAAGAGAUUCACUGACUCAGGAACUCUGAAAAGACAUGAGAGGAUCCACACUGGAGAGAAACCGUAUCACUGCACUGCAUGUGGGAAGAGUUUCAGAUGCAAGGCGAAUCUCAUUGCUCACAUGAGGAUCCACACUGGAGAGAAACCAUUCACAUGUGAUCAGUGCGGGAAGAGUUUCAGACAAUCAGGAAUCCUUAAAAUGCACAUGAACAUCCACACUGGAGAGAGACCACAUAAAUGUGAUCAAUGUGGAAAAUCCUUUUUGUGGGAUACAAACCUUAAGAAUCACCUGGCAAUUCAUUCAGAUGAGAAACCAUCUUCAUGUUCUUUAUGUGGAAAGAGUUUUUCACGGCUGCAUAAUUUAAAAGUACAUCAGAAAAUGCACUCUGAAAAAGCUUAUAUGUGCUUUGAGUGCGAGAAGACUUUUACUACAGCUCAACAAUUGAAAGAGCACCAGAGGGUCCACACUGGAGAGAAACCGUACAUGUGUUCACACUGCGACAAGAGAUUCAGUCAUUCAGGAGCUCUGAAAAAACAUGAGAUGAUUCACACUGGAGAGAAACCGUACAUGUGUUCACACUGUGACAAGAGAUUCAUUCAGUCAGGAACUCUGAAAAAACAUGAGAUGACUCACACUGGAGAGAAACCCUACAUGUGUUCACACUGUGACAAGAGAUUCAUUGACUCAGGAACUCUGAAAAAACAUGAGAUGAUUCACACUGGAGAGAAACCGUACAUGUGUUCACACUGUGACAAGAGAUUCAUUCAGUCAGGAGCUCUGAAAAAACAUGAGAUGACUCACACUGGAGAGAAACCCUACAUGUGUUCACACUGUGACAAGAGAUUCAUUGACUCAGGAACUCUGAAAAAACAUGAGAUGAUUCACACUGGAGAGAAACCCUACAUGUGUUCACACUGUGACAAGAGAUUCAUUGACUCAGGAACUCUGAAAAAACAUGAGAUGACUCACACUGGAGAGAAACCCUACAUGUGUUCACACUGUGACAAGAGAUUCACUGACUCAGGAACUCUGAAAAGACAUGAGAUGAUUCACACUGGAGAAAAACCGUAUCACUGCACUGCAUGUGGGAAGAGUUUCAGACGUUCAUCUAAUCUACUCACACAUACAAAAAACAAUCACAACCUGAUGGAGGAGAGUGAAGAGCCGAAACAUCAUGAUGGCAAAACUACAGAAAAAACUCACUCACAGACUCAAAGAGUUUCUUUACUGAAAAGAAAAAACAAGAAGAGUUACACCUGCACUCAGUGUGGAAAGAGUUUGACAUGCAAGACGAAUCUCAACAUUCACAUGAGGAUCCACACUGGAGAAAAACCGUUCACAUGUGAUCAGUGCGGGAAGAGUUUCAGACAAUCAGGAAUCCUUAAAAUGCACAUGAACAUCCACACUGGAGAGAGACCACAUAAAUGUGAUCAAUGUGGAAAAUCAUUUUUGUGGGCUGCAAGCCUGAAGGAUCACUUGACAGUUCAUUCAAAAGAGAAACCAUAUUCAUGUUCUUUAUGUGGAAAGAGGUUUUCAUGGCUGAUUAAUUUAAAAGUACAUCAGAAAAUGCACUCUGGUGAAAAAGCUUAUAUGUGCUUUGAGUGCGAGAAGACUUUUACUACAGCUCAACAUUUGAAACAGCACCAGAGGGUCCACACUGGAGAGAAACCGUACAUGUGUUCACACUGCAACAAGAGAUUCAGUCAUUCAGGAGCUCUGAAAAAACAUGAGAUGAUUCACACUGGAGAGAAACCGUACAUGUGUUCACACUGUGACAAGAGAUUCAGUCAUUCAGGAGCUCUGAAAAUACAUGAGAGGAUCCAUACUGGAGAGAAAGCGUACAUGUGUUCACACUGUGACAAGAGAUUCAGUCAGUUAGGAAAUCUGAAAAGACAUGAUAGGGUCCACACUGGAGAGAAACCAUAUCACUGCACUGCAUGUGGGAAGAGUUUCAGUCAUUCAUCUAAUCUACUCACACAUACAAAAAACAAUCACAGUGAGUAGAUCAUAGAUCCAGCACUUUCAAGUCUAAGGUUUCAACCUCACUAAACGUGACACUCUAAUGCAUCGAGUAAUAAAAUCUGUCCAACCAGCCAGCCUCAGAAAAAACUUUCGGUGACCAAAAAAUGUUAGCUAGAAAAAUGAACUCUAGCGACGUGCAUUGCGUUAAAUAUAUGCACCAUAUAAAAUUGUUGUAAAGGCUCCUUUAAGAGAGAGCUUUUAUUCUGACAUCGUAUGUCACACUCAGCUGGAGAGGCAGUAUUAACAUUAAGUGACAUGACAUCUGACGCACCGAAGCCAUUGGCACAUGCCACUGCUCAGUGACACAUCGAGUGACACUUCCGGUUUUCAGUGACAUGUGUCACCGCAGAGUGGCAUGUGCCAGUGACACUUGUGACAUGUGCUGAUGGAUUGUGUCAGUGUCACUCGCGCGGAACAUGUCACUGCUGUGGCACCUGGAGUGACACUGCCACUGUCAGCUCGAGUUUAACGUAGAGCGUGUAACACAGGCACUUAACUGCUUAACUGUAUUUAUGACACGUUUCUAUCAAACAUAGCAUUCCUUUC